ACCUACCAUGAACGAGAUUCUUUCGGAUUUUUUUUUUUAAUAAUGUCUGCUCCGAUGAUGCUCAGAGAGAGAGAGAGAGAGAGUUUCAUUUUCAGCCUUCAAAUCUGAACACAGGAACAGCAAACGGCAACAAGAUUGUUCAAUCAUUGACAAACACUGCUCCAACUUUCUAUAAACCCUUUUUUUUGUGUUCAUUUGCUCAAAAUCAAACUAGGGUUUUCUCGGAUUUUGCUCCUUUCCCUCGCUUUUUUCUGAAUCUCCAGCUUGUUUCUCACUCGCUCGAUCUAAUGCCUCUGAGAGAAAAUGUUUAUUUCACCUGAACCAGAAGGGAUUUCGAUGGCGGAAUCUCCGGCCGGUUCAUCGUCUUUUUCCGAAUCAAUUGAAUCUUCUCCACUACCGGUUCCCAUGGUUUAUACCGAUGUAAACAUCGUUCCUGAGUAUCAGAAAAAUGAGCUUGAGAAGUCAAUAUCAAAUCUUGAAGAGGAAGUUGCGGAGCUGAAGUCGAAGCUAAGGUCCUUGGAUGGGAAGAGGAGGGAAGUUCUGAAUAAGAUAAUAGACAUUAAAGGAAGUAUAAGGGUGUUUUGUAGAGUUAGGCCAUAUCUCUUGACAGGAAGGAGACCGAUCCGGGAACCCGUUUCAGUUGGAUCGGAGAAUAUCGUUGUUAGAUCUGGAGGGUCUCAGAAGGAAUUCGGGUUUGAUAAGGUCUUUCCUCAAUCUGCAAGUCAAGAAGACGUCUUCACCGAUGUAAAACCCAUUGUUAGAUCGGCCCUUGAUGGUCAUAAUGUAUGUGUCUUGGCCUAUGGUCAAACUGGGACAGGCAAGACGUUCACCAUGGAUGGUACAAUCGAGCAGCCGGGUGUUGUUCCUCGAGCUCUUAAGGAGCUCUUUAACCAAGCAUCAAUGGGUCAUACACAUUCCAUGACAUUUACCAUGAGCAUGUUGGAAAUAUACAUGGGUAACCUGAAAGAUCUCUUGUCCUCGAGACAGCCUUUGAGGUCUUAUGAAGCAUCAUCUAAAUGCAAUCUCAACAUUCAAUUAGACUCGAAAGGAUCUGUUGAAAUCGAGGGUCUAACAGAGGUGGAAAUACCAGAUUUCACAAAGGCGAGAUGGUGGUACAGUAAGGGGAGACGGUUGAGAUCAACGUCGUGGACAAAUGUGAAUGAUGCUUCCAGCAGAUCCCACUGCUUAACAAGGAUCACGAUCUUUCGUCGGAUGGAUGAUGAUGCUGUUGGAUCGAAAACUGAAGUUAGCAAGUUUUGGAUGAUAGAUCUCGGAGGAAGUGAGAGGUUACUGAAAACAGGGGCCACAGGACAAACUAUGGAUGAAGGAAGGGCCAUUAACCUCUCGCUUUCCGCUCUUGGAGAUGUUAUUGCAGCUUUAAGGAGAAAGAAGGGUCAUGUUCCUUACAGAAACAGCAAGCUAACUCAAAUCCUCAGAGAUUCCCUUGGCACUGGUUCGAAGGUUCUGAUGCUUGUGCACAUAAGUCCUUGUGAAGAAGACUUUGCAGAAACAAUUUGCUCCCUGAGCUUUACAAAACGUGCAAGAGCUGUGGAGUAUAACAGAGAAUCCACGCCGGAACUUCGGAAGCUGAAAGAGAAAAGAAUAUCGGAACUCGAAGAAGACAUGCGAGAAACUGAAGAAGAAUGCAAGAAAAUAGAAGCUCGGUUGCAGGAGGCAGAGCAUCUACUGCGUAAAAACAAUAAACUAUUCUCAAUCACUUACGAUAAAUCUCAAGAAAAUGGGGAAAAAUGCGAUCUCUCACCUUCAGAUGAUCUGAAAGACGUUAGACCGACACCGAAAUCAUCUGAUAAACCAGUAAAAGUGAAAAAGACUUCUGGGCUUGUUCCUCGGUUCAUGAAUUCUACAGUGGCAAGCCGCCAGAGGCAAACAACCUCGGAGAAGGAAAUCAAUGGAAAGGCUUGGAGCUUGAGAUCAGUGGCUAAAACCUCGGUACAGUUCUCGACCUCUCACUCCCUUAACCUCUAUGACUCUCGUUCAAGAGCUAUCCUCAAAAGAUCAGAGACAAAACCGCUUAAAGCUGCUGUAGCCAACAUUCAAACACCAGAAACCCCGAAAGCUAAUGUUAAAGAAACCUCUUUGCCAAGAAGCAAGAUGGUAACUUCAUCAGAUCCAAAUGUCAGAGUCAUCCUUUGUCGUCACAGAAGAAGAAUGUCGAAUCUGAUCUGAUCUGAUCUGAUCAUUUUUUUUUCUCCCGGGCUUUCUUUCUUGUCUUGUUAUAGUGAGUUUUUGAGGGGUCAAGGAUCAUUUUUCUUGUGGUUCUUGCAGUUCUGGUUUUAAAAGAACGACCCUCAAUUAUUUUUUUUUGCAUAUGUGAGAGCUUCUCUUGGGUUUGUUUUCGUCUGUUUUGCAAUGUCUAAAUAUGCAGAUGCUCUUCUUUUGUGUUCUUGAUUUGCUUUUCACCAUGGGUUUGUGGCUGUAACUAGACUAGAUCUUCUUCUGUAACAUACUGGAUUUAUCAUUCAAUGAAAGGGAUUUCUUUUAUCUUA
Tarenaya hassleriana is the source of this 2507-nucleotide messenger RNA. RefSeq names its product kinesin-like protein KIFC3. The coding region runs from base 304 to 2187 and encodes 627 amino acids. Gene Ontology annotation, biological process: microtubule-based movement. The transcript is spliced from 11 exons. NCBI's taxonomy places the organism in Eukaryota, Viridiplantae, Streptophyta, Magnoliopsida, Brassicales, Cleomaceae. Gene Ontology annotation, molecular function: ATP binding; microtubule motor activity; microtubule binding. The record is from RefSeq and is a predicted model, not a curated record.